Gigantopelta aegis is the source of this 2745-nucleotide messenger RNA. Its product is annotated as probable pyruvate dehydrogenase E1 component subunit alpha, mitochondrial. Bases 73 to 1227 code for a protein of 384 amino acids. The record is from RefSeq and is a predicted model, not a curated record. Lineage: Eukaryota; Metazoa; Mollusca; Gastropoda; Neomphalida; Peltospiridae. Gene Ontology annotation, cellular component: intracellular membrane-bounded organelle. Gene Ontology annotation, biological process: pyruvate decarboxylation to acetyl-CoA. The transcript has 9 exons. Gene Ontology annotation, molecular function: pyruvate dehydrogenase (acetyl-transferring) activity.
AUUACUCUUCUUUUUCGAAGAUUGAUUUCGUGUAAUAGCUGAAAUACAAAAAUCCGGUUGAUUACUGUCAUCAUGCUGUCGGUUACACGUAGAAUACUACGUUUAGUAAAUAAACAAUCGGUACUUGCAGCUUGCCAGCAGUGCCAGUAUGGAACGGAAAGUGAGGCAAGUUUUGAAACAACGCCAUAUAAAUUGUUCAAACUUGAGAAGGGUCCCGAGACGACAGUAACUCUAAGCCGAGAUGAUGCCAUGAAGUUUUACAGAGACAUGCAGACCGUUCGGCGGAUGGAGACUGUGGCAGGAAACCUCUACAAAUCAAAAAUCGUCAGAGGAUUCUGUCAUCUUUACUCAGGACAGGAGGCAUGUUGUGUAGGAAUGGAGGCUGCCAUAUCUCCCGAUGAUGCUGUGAUAACAGCGUACCGAGCACAUGGUUGGACGUACAUGCGUGGAGUGCCCAUUCAAGGGGUUCUUUCAGAACUAACAGGCCGGAAAUCUGGAUGUGCACAAGGCAAAGGUGGAUCCAUGCAUAUGUACGGCAAGAAUUUCUAUGGUGGAAAUGGAAUCGUCGGAGCUCAGGUUCCCCUCGGUGCUGGGAUUGCAUUUGCCUUUCAGUACCAGAAUAAACCCAACGUGUGUCUGUCGCUGUAUGGUGACGGUGCUGCUAACCAGGGCCAGCUGUUUGAAGCCUUCAACAUGGCCAAGCUGUGGAACCUUCCUGCUAUUUUCAUUUGUGAGAACAACGGCUUUGGCAUGGGCACCAGCGCAGACAGGGCGUCGGCCAGCACCCAGUAUUACACCAGGGGGGAUUAUGUGCCCGGACUUUGGGUUGACGGUAUGGAUGUUCUAGCAGUGAGAGAAGGAACUAGGUUUGCUAAAGAUUAUGCAUUAAAGAAUGGACCGAUUCUGGUUGAGGUGGCAACAUACCGUUACCAUGGACACAGCAUGAGUGAUCCUGGAACAAGCUACCGAACGAGAGAUGAGAUUCAAGAGGUGAGAGAGAAUCGAGAUCCAAUCACAAACUUCAAGGACAGGAUUUUAUCUGCAAAUCUCGUAACACCGGAAGAACUGAAGAAAGUGGACACGGAGAUCAGGAAAAAGGUGGAAGAAGCAGCUCAGCUGGCCAAAACUGACUCGGAGUUGCCCCUGGACGAGCUGUACACUCACAUCCAUUCACAGCCCACCCCCGAUUUCAAAGUGCGUGGAUGUGACCCAACAAUACUUAGAUGAAAGUUCCAGUUAAUGUCGAAACCAGUGGCCCACAAAAUACUUUUGAGUUAUUGUGAAAAUGAAGUUACUACAAAAACACAAAAGUUAUUCCAAUGAGAGUACUAUAUAAAAAUUAUAUAUAUAUAUAUAUAUAUUUAUUUAAACAUUUUGUUCUUGACUGUACAUUGUGUAGAUAAUGCUGAAAAGUGCUCUUUUGUUUUUAUUUUUAAUUUAUUUGGUGCUUUCAUGUUCGUGAGAUGUUUUCAGUGAAGUAGUUUUCUUAGUACUGUUAUAUUCAGUAGAAAAUACAUGUAGUACUUUAGUUCUGGUUGAUUUUCUCAUGUUAAUGUUUUGAUCAGAAUGUGUUACACUGGUCACACUAUUUCACGCAAACUAUCAUUCACUUGGCAUGUCGGUUAUGCAGCUUUAGAUAAAACACGAACUGCCAGUUAAUAACUAAUUUGAAUGCAAGUGUGAGGUAAAUGAUUGUAUCCACUGUAGGGGUGAGGUACCACUGGAUUAUACAAAAGAUGUACAUGGGGUGUUAAAAUGUUAGUGUAGGUACUGUGUGAAUUGUCUUUAGAUGUAUCUAUAAAAAAAAAAAUGUUAUCAUCUGUAAUCUCUUUAACCGUCAUAAUGUCUUUGUCAUAUUCCAGAGAGCAUCCUUUGUAUAACCAUCCUCCUGAAUCCAUCAGUUUAUUUAUUGUACAGCUGAUCUUGCUAAUGACCUUGAAUCUUAUUUCUGCCCCGGACAGGAUUUAGUCCAGUCGGUUGAGUGCUCUCGACUCUGGUGUUUGUGUCGCAGGAUCAGACCACAUCUGUGGAUCCAUUGAACUCAUUGUUGUUUUCUCUUUCCAACCAUUGCACCACAAAGGCCGUGGUAUGUGCUGUCCUGUCUGUGGGAAAGUGCAUAUAAAAUGAUUCCUUUGCUGCAUUAGGAAAAAUGUAGCAGGUUUCCUCUGAUGACUACAUGUCAGAAUUACCAAACAUUUGACACCCAGUAGUUAAGGAUUAAUGAAUCAGUGUGCUCUAGUGGUGUCAUUAAACAAAUCAAACUUUAUUUCUGCCCUGAUAUAUCCAUGUUUGAGGUUCACGAGAGAAAUACCUGACUUACCUCGAAGCACAUCAUCAUCAUGUCAUUGGUGGUUGCUUCAGAAAUAAAGAAACGCCAGCUAUCACGUACCAUACUAGCUGUGAUCAUUAGUCCUGUGGGUCCAGAUAGCUUUAUUAUUGGUGCAUGGAAUUACCCAGAGCUUGUGCCUAUGAAGUCAGCUGAGACAAGCAAAUGGUAGUGUCGUGUGGCGAGGUCAGAAGAUGGGGUUGGGUUAAACUGACAGAACAACACAAAAUUGGAAAUUGCAGGACAAAUUGGAAGGUUAUCUUUGAAGAAAAAGAAAAUGAUGGGCAGAGGAUGAAACAUUUAGAUUAGAAAGAUUAAUGGAAGUGUGAGCUAGCCUUGAGGAGGUUGGUUUUUUAGCUUUGAUGGUCUAGCCACGUGUUCACUUUUUACUGGUUAAUUAAUAAAAUAAUAGAAUAGUC